CAUUUAGGUUCUUGCUACGAUUUUAACUUUGUGGUUAGCAGACAAAUCUGGUCGCCGACUUUUACUUAUUGUUUCUUCAUCUGCAAUGGCUUUGAGUCUUUUGGUUGUUUCAAUAUCAUUCUACUUGAAGGAAUAUAUAUCACCAGAUUCUGAUUUAUAUGCGACAUUGAGCCUCGUAUCGGUGGCUGGAGUUGUGGUCAUGGUUAUUGCAUUCUCUCUGGGAUUAGGAGCAAUGCCAUGGAUUAUAAUGUCUGAGAUUCUUCCGAUUAACAUCAAAGGCCUAGCUGGAAGUUUUGCAACACUUGCCAAUUGGUUCUUUUCCUGGUUGGUUACAUUAACAGCAAAUUUGCUCUUGGAUUGGAGUUCGGGAGGAACCUUCACAAUAUAUACUGCAGUGUGUGUUUUCACAGCAGGAUUUGUUGCCAUUUGGGUCCCCGAGACAAAGGGAAAAACUCUUGAAGAAAUACAACAGUUUUUCAGAUGAAGUUUCCUUUCGAGUAGCACUUCAGCUAGUGUUCACUCAUGUAUUCACAUUCAUAUUUUUUUUUCUGAAUCAACUCAAUUCAUUUUUGUGCUCUUUGGUCUUGUUAAAUAUGAAAAAUACCAAAACAGUGUGAUUUUCUAAUCUAGCAGCAUACUUGCAUUUUUGUUGUAAUUGAUUGAUUAUAAACAAAUAAAUGAAAGAGAGUGGUUAUUAUACAUUU
Lathyrus oleraceus (garden pea) is the source of this 704-nucleotide messenger RNA. RefSeq names its product sugar transporter ERD6-like 6. Gene Ontology annotation, biological process: transmembrane transport. Gene Ontology annotation, molecular function: transmembrane transporter activity. The coding region runs from base 86 to 484 and encodes 132 amino acids. The transcript is spliced from 6 exons. NCBI's taxonomy places the organism in Eukaryota, Viridiplantae, Streptophyta, Magnoliopsida, Fabales, Fabaceae. Gene Ontology annotation, cellular component: membrane; plant-type vacuole. The record is from RefSeq and is a predicted model, not a curated record.